ACCAUUAGUCAUCCAUCGUGUGUGUGAGUGCUAUGUAAGUUUUUCUACCUGAUUAUUGACAAAUAAUACAAAAGACGCAGUUUGCAAACCAGUUCAGCAUUGAAUAUCGCGAAAGCACAUUUUUUCGAGAAAAGUUACUAUUUCAUCAAAAACUAGAACAAUGAAGUUUGUCUAUAAAGAGGAGCAUCCCUUCGAGAAGCGGAAGCAGGAAGGUGAUAAAAUACGUCGCAAGUAUCCGGACCGUGUACCCGUCAUCGUCGAAAAGGCCCCCAAGGCACGGAUCGGCGAUUUGGACAAGAAGAAGUAUCUGGUUCCAUCGGAUCUGACGGUGGGACAGUUCUACUUCCUGAUUCGCAAGCGAAUCCACCUGAGACCGGAGGAUGCUUUAUUCUUCUUUGUCAAUAAUGUCAUUCCACCCACGUCUGCCACCAUGGGAUCGCUGUAUCAGGAGCACCACGAAGAGGACUUUUUCUUAUAUGUCGCAUAUUCGGACGAGAAUGUUUAUGGAAGUCAGUAAAAAUGUAGUGAAACUAUAGUUUAGAAUGUGAGUUCUGCUAGUUCAUUUCUGGAAUUAAUUUUCAAUAACCAAUACCAGACGUGUUUGGUAUUGGCACAAAAAUGGCGUAGUAUCUAAAUGUGUUGUAUCAGAUUGCAGUGUUAGUCAUUUUUUAUGCCAAUAAGUGACGAAAAACUUAGCAGGACAUGUUUUCCAGCUUGUUUAUUAUGAAUAUUAGUUUAAGUGCUAUCAAUACAAUUUAUGGUUGCAGAUAAUAAAAUAUCGCUUGUAUUGGGUUAAAAA
This is a messenger RNA of Topomyia yanbarensis, 799 nucleotides long. RefSeq names its product gamma-aminobutyric acid receptor-associated protein. Gene Ontology annotation, molecular function: GABA receptor binding; ubiquitin protein ligase binding. The transcript has a single exon. Gene Ontology annotation, biological process: cellular response to nitrogen starvation; macroautophagy; autophagy of mitochondrion. Gene Ontology annotation, cellular component: autophagosome; autophagosome membrane; cytosol. Lineage: Eukaryota; Metazoa; Arthropoda; Insecta; Diptera; Culicidae. The record is from RefSeq and is a predicted model, not a curated record. The coding region runs from base 161 to 517 and encodes 118 amino acids.